Molecule: messenger RNA, 1329 nt
Organism: Eimeria necatrix
Lineage: Eukaryota; Apicomplexa; Conoidasida; Eucoccidiorida; Eimeriidae
Exons: 1
Coding region: 1-1329 (442 amino acids)
Source: RefSeq, a predicted model, not a curated record
AUGCCCGCUCGCCCUUGCCUUCUGCUUGCUGCUGCUCUCUCUGCAGCAGCAGCAGCAGACGCAUUUGUGGGUAUCCCGGUGCCUCAGCUGCUGAGCGUGAGGCCUCUUCAGCCUGAUCUGGACCCGCAGCAGCAGCAGCAGCAGCAGCAGCUGCUGCAACAGUUCCCGCCGCAGCAGCUGCUGCAAGAUAGCCUCAGCGAUCUUCCUGUGGAGCCACUGCAGCAGCAGCAGCAGCACUUCCCAGGCACUCCGCUUCAGCAGGUCCCGCAGCAGCUGCCGCAGCUCCCACUACAGCAGCCGCAGCAGCAGCAGCAGCAGCAGCAGCAGCAGCCGCAGCAGCAGCCGCAGCAGGAGAUACCGCAGCAGCUGCAGCAGCUGGCGUCCCCGCUAACUGGGCCUCUGCAGCAGCAGCUGCAGCAGCUGCCUUUGUCUUUGCAGCCCCUACAGCACCUGCAGGAGCCCCUGCAGCAGCUGCGGCUGCUGCCGCAGCAGCUGCAGCAGCCCCUACAGCAGCUGCAGCAGCCUCUGCAGCAGCUGCAGCAACUACCUCAGCAGCUGCAGCAGCCGCUGCAGCAGCUGCCUCAGCAGCUGCAGCAGCCCCUACAGCAGCUGCAGCAGCUGCCACAGCAGCUCCUGGGGAGUGGCGUGUCUUUCGGGCCUCUGGGGCUGAGGGGAGACAGCAGCAGCAGCAGCAGCAGCAGCAGCAGCGAAGGCAGCAGCACCAAACUCUCUUUGCUGCCUCUCGAGUUUGAGGGCCUCCCGUUGGGCCCUCUGGGCCUUUUGAGGUCCCGGCUUCCUGCUGCUGAAGCUUACGGGCUGGGCAGCAGCCAGCAGCAAGCAGCAGGAGCGCUUGAUGCUGCUGCAGCAGCAGCAACACGUGCUGGACCAGCAGCAGCAGCAGCAGGCCUCUCCCCCGUUGCAGAAGCUGUGCAGACCCUCUCCCCCCUGCUGCCGCAAGAAGCAGCGCAGCAGCUAGCUGGGGACUUCCUGGGAGCAGCACCUGCGGAUUUGCUGCAGCCGAAGAACGUGCUGCAGCAAGCAGCAGCAGCAGCAGCAGCAGCAACUGCAGCAGCAACUGCUGCGCUGCCACAAACCCCCUUCUUGCCAGAAGAAGAGGCCCACAAGACUGCAGAAGCAAUUCUGUCGCUGGCGCCUUUUGCUUCUGUGGGGCCCCCUGCUGCUGCUGACGGCGCUGCUGCUGCUGCUGCUGCACCCAACCCCGCUGCUGCUGCUGCUGCUGCACUGCAGCAGGGCUUUCUAUCUCCGACCGUGGGCACCUACGACUACCAGUUGCCUGCUGCAACGGAGCCACUGAGCAUCUUUCACUGA